CACACACACACACACACACACACACACACACUGAACUGUCCCUGUCUUCUUCUUCAUUAAGGAAGCUGACUCGUGUCAGUCUGAGCAGCGCAGAGCAGCGCUGAGCAGCACCGAGGAGAACAGCAGGACCAGCACACAGAUAACCCAGAAGGCCAACAUGAGCGGCGAUACCCCGGCCCUGCACCUGGACGGCGUCCCCCCAGACAGGCUCAGGAAGGUGGAGCGGUACCUGGAGCCGUUCCGGCUCUCUCAGGCGAAGCUGCAGGAGGUCUCCGCCCGGCUCAGCAGGGAUCUGGUUCAAGGUUUGGGGAAGCAGACCCACCACACGGCGGCCGUCAAGAUGCUGCCCACCUUUGUCAGGGCCACACCCGACGGGACGGGUAAGUUCAGAUGA
Molecule: messenger RNA, 394 nt
Organism: Etheostoma cragini (Arkansas darter)
Lineage: Eukaryota; Metazoa; Chordata; Actinopteri; Perciformes; Percidae
Product: hexokinase-2-like
Exons: 3
Coding region: 158-394 (78 amino acids)
Biological process (GO): glucose 6-phosphate metabolic process; intracellular glucose homeostasis; glycolytic process
Cellular component (GO): cytosol; mitochondrion
Molecular function (GO): fructokinase activity; glucokinase activity; D-glucose binding
Source: RefSeq, a predicted model, not a curated record